Molecule: messenger RNA, 1710 nt
Organism: Pyrus x bretschneideri (Chinese white pear)
Lineage: Eukaryota; Viridiplantae; Streptophyta; Magnoliopsida; Rosales; Rosaceae
Product: ammonium transporter 1 member 4
Exons: 1
Coding region: 128-1621 (497 amino acids)
Biological process (GO): ammonium homeostasis; ammonium transmembrane transport
Cellular component (GO): membrane
Molecular function (GO): ammonium channel activity
Source: RefSeq, a predicted model, not a curated record
CUAGUCUUCUUUCCAAUUGGAAUUCUCUUAGAAUCUCCAAGAAAUUGGGAUUUUUUUCCACAAUAAAUACCCCUUCACGUUCUCCACCCAUCUCCCAUAUUUCCACCUCCCUCCUUCACCCUCCGUCAUGGCGGCUGCUAUUUCUUGCUCACCCACCGACCUCCGACCCCUUUUGGGCGCAGCUGCCAACGCGAGUGCAGCUGCAGAAUACAUCUGCAGCCGCUUUGAUGCUGUGUCAAACAAGUUUGUCGACACAGCCUAUGCUGUGGACAACACCUAUCUUCUGUUCUCUGCCUACCUUGUUUUUGCAAUGCAGUUUGGGUUUGCCAUGCUCUGCGCAGGAUCAGUUCGCGCGAAAAACACCAUGAACAUUAUGCUCACCAACGUCCUUGACGCUGCAACGAGCAGCAUCUUCUACUACCUCUUUGGAUUUGCAUUGGCCUUUGGCAAACCGUCAAACGGUUUCAUAGGGCAGCACUUCUUCGGCCUCAACAAGUUUCCCUCUCAAUCUUUCGAUUACGGUUACUUCCUUUAUCAAUGGUCUUUUGCCAUUGCAGCUGCUGGGAUCACAAGUGGUUCCAUUGCUGAACGAACCCAAUUCGUCGCGUACUUGAUCUAUUCGUCCUUCCUGACUGGAUUUGUCUACCCAAUUGUGUCCCAUUGGUUCUGGUCUGCUGACGGAUGGGCUAGCCCGACACGUGCUGACAAUCUCUUAUUCGGGUCUGGGGUCAUUGAUUUCGCAGGCUCCGGCGUUGUUCACUUGGUUGGUGGCAUUGCUGGCUUGUGGGGUGCCCUAAUUGAAGGCCCCCGCAUUGGACGUUUUGAUCAAGAAGGCAGGUCCGUGGCAAUGCGUGGACACAACGACACAUUGGUUGUUUUGGGCACAUUUCUUCUCUGGUUUGGUUGGUAUGGCUUCAAUGCUGGCUCUUUCCUCAACAUCCUAAAGGCAUACAGAACAAGCGGAUCAUAUUACGGGCAAUGGAGUGCAAUUGGAAGAACUGCGGUCACAACCACACUCGCUGGAUGCUCAGCAGCACUCACUACUCUCUUCGGAAAGCGCUUGCUCUCCAGUCAUUGGAACGUUACUGAUGUCUGCAAGGGUUUGCUUGGUGGGUUUGCAGCAAUCACUUCUGGCUGCUCGGUUGUCGAUCCUUGGGCUGCAAUCAUUUGCGGGUUUGUGGUAGCUUGGGUUUUGAUUGGGUGCAACAAGCUUGCUGAGAAGUUGAAGUAUGAUGAUCCGCUUGAAGCAGCACAGCUCCAUGGGGGGUGUGGCUCGUGGGGGAUUAUUUUCACGGCAUUGUUUGCAAAAAAGGCUUAUGUGAAUGAGAUAUAUGCAGGGCAGCCAGACAGGCCGUAUGGGCUUCUGAUGGGCGGUGGCGGAAAACUACUGGCGGCGCAUUUGGUCCAGAUUGUGGUGUUUAUAGGGUUUGUGAGCGUGACAAUGGGGACAUUGUUUUUCUUGCUUCACAAGUUAAAGCUCUUGAGGAUUUCAACUGAGGUGGAGAUGGCAGGAAUGGAUGUCACAAGUCAUGGUGGAUUGGCUUAUGUGUAUAACGAUGAAUUCAGCUAUCCGGCAACACCAAAACUGGGCUCAAACACAGGCACUACUCAAUCUGUUUGAUUUGAAUUUGAUAUUGUUCCCGCACCUUAAAUCUUCGGAUGUAAUAUGUAGUUUGGUAAAUUAGCUAGGUACUUAAUGAAAUAUGCAGA